Larimichthys crocea (large yellow croaker) is the source of this 3776-nucleotide messenger RNA. RefSeq names its product vascular endothelial growth factor Aa (gene vegfaa). Gene Ontology annotation, cellular component: membrane. NCBI's taxonomy places the organism in Eukaryota, Metazoa, Chordata, Actinopteri, Sciaenidae. Gene Ontology annotation, biological process: sprouting angiogenesis; vascular endothelial growth factor receptor signaling pathway; positive regulation of protein phosphorylation. Gene Ontology annotation, molecular function: heparin binding; vascular endothelial growth factor receptor binding; chemoattractant activity. Bases 679 to 1248 code for a protein of 189 amino acids. The transcript has 7 exons. The record is from RefSeq and is a predicted model, not a curated record.
CCCAGCAGCACCUUUAAUAACGCCUGAACUACAGCAGCCACAGUAAGAGCACAGAACGCCGCACAGCGGCCGCUACUUAACCGGAGACAAGCUGCUGCCCAAAGAGAAGGAAGCGAAGCCAAAGCACAGCGCAAACGAGCGGACACGAAACAAGAAACACAAGAAGAGAGGACUGCAGAAAAGAGAAAGCAACAGGAUCACUUACCGGCAAACACUGCCUGCUGUCCCUCCACACACACGCGCGCGCACACACACACCGUCGUGUUGUGGGAUCAAUGAGCGUAAAAGAGAAAGAGCGGUGCGUAAAGUUGAGUUGAGCCGCACGUCCCCGCAUCCUCAGUGAACGUUCUCGGAGGAUCAGCGUGUCCCGGCUCCAGCGUGGAUCUUUAGAGCCCACCAUAGUGUCUUUGUCUGUGGAUGAGCGACGCUUGUUGGAUCGUAAGCUUUCCAUCGGAGCGCUGCUGGGAGACGCUGUGAACGUGCCACAGUCGUGUCAUAGAUAUGGAUUUGCUUUUGCUAUAGCCAAAAUUUGCCGCGGUUUUUUAAAAUAUUCAUUUUUCAUUUUUUGACUGUGCGCGUGCUUUUGUUUUGUUUUGUUUUGUUUUUUUUUAUUGUUAGUCAGAUUUUAUUUUCUUGAACGACCGCAGAGAUUUCAAGACUCCAGACGGAAUUACAACCAUGAACUUUGUUGUUAGUUUGGUACAAAUCCUUUUGGCAGCGGUUCUUCACCUAUCCACUGUAAAGUCUGCCAGCAUCAACAAGGGACUGGACAAGAGUAAAAAUGAGGUCAUUCCCCUCACCGAAGUCCUCACCAAGAGUAUGUGUCAGCCCAGGGAGUUGCUGGUGGACAUCUUCCACGAGUAUCCGGAGGACACAGAACACACCUACAUCCCUUCCUGCGUGGUCCUCAACCGCUGUGGAGGCUGCUGCAAUGACGAAGCAAUGGAGUGUGUACCCACAGAAAGCCGCAACAUCACAUUGCAGGUAAUGCGGUUCAGACCACAUGUAACGCAACAUACUAUUCACCUAAGUUUCACAGAACAUCAAAAAUGUGAAUGCAGACUAAAGCCAGACGUUCAAGUAAAGAAAGAAUACCACUGUGCGCCUUGCUCAGAGAGAAGAAAGCGCUUGUUUGUGCAGGACCCUCUCACCUGUAAAUGUUCCUGCAAAUUCACACAAUUAGACUGCAAGUCCAGGCAACUUGAGUUAAACGAAAGAACUUGCAGAUGUGACAAACCGAGGAGAUGAGACCACCAACACUGUUAUGAAGGAAUUAUUUUCUUGGCACAGCACUUUGAAACCUGAGGAUGCAUUCCCAAGGACAUGAAAUGACAAGGCAAGACAGAACAUUCUGGAUGCAAAUCUUGCCACAGUCAGCGUAAAGAUAUUAAUAUAUAUGUACAUAUACUAUAAGUACAUUGACAAUGUGUAUUGCUGCUACACUUAAAAGACACUAUUUAAAGCAAAACGAAUACGCCACUGGCGUGUGAAUGGGAAAUAUUUCAGUGGCGUUCUGCUUAUAGAACAGAUAGAAGAAAUUGUUUUAUGUAACACUUCACUGGAUGCUGGUCUGCUGUGGAUAUGAAUAUCUUAAAUAUUUCUUCGUGAGAAAUACUGGUGACCACAACUUCAAAGAGCAGUAGAGCAGAAGACAAACUUGCCUCAGAGACAGAAGAGUCUGAGAGGGGACGGAGACGGGACGAGGAGACAGAGGAACGCUUGUUGGACGUAACUGAACAGCAGGCCAAGAACUGUUUCCCUCUGUGACAUGAUGUGAAGUUUUGUCUCCACUGUACUGACUGACUCCAACUGGUGUGAUAAGUGGACUGAGGAUACAGGUUAUGUACCAUGGUGACAGAUAAUGUGAAGAUGACCUUCUUCCCUCAUGGAGGGGUUACGUGACGAUAGCAAGAACUGGACUAAUGGGUUAGCUAAAUGUUUUGGCAAGUAAAAAUGUUAGCAUUAGGUUAGGGUUAGGUUUAGGCCUAAGUGUUGACAAGUAAACAGCAUUUAAUGUUAGAGUUCAGGGUAGGACAAGACUUAGGGAGUGGAAGUUUCCAUCAGGGUUAAAGGUAACAAACCACUACCUGUUUCUGGUCCUGUGUCCUUCAUGCAACCCUUCCCUGGUGGGAAAACACAUUUGUCUUUCUUUUUGUGCACAGAGUUUAUUAUUUACAUUUGAGGUAUUGUUUUCCUUCCACAAAAUGUCUUGAGACCAGGCUGUCUAAAGGGAUAUUACUGUAGGUAUAUACGGAGAACUAAGAAGUAACUAAAUGAGCUGAUCCCAGAUCAGAUCAGCACCUCACUGUAGAGAUCCAUAACCUUCCUUUUUUAAUGGCUUUGUGUGUCCCAAAGAAAUCCACAACAGAGCAGUUCAUCAUAAACGAUCUGUAUAUACUUACUUAAUAUCCCUUUGUCUAGUACACUACAUCUUAUUUAUAGAAUAUGUUCAGUAUUCUGUAUUCUGAUAUUUAUAUGCAGUGUUAGGGUUAUUUUUGUUUGUACUCCUCAACUGUUUUCAAUCUGUCCAGAGAUUGAACGGAGAACACAUAUGACUGUAGACUCCUUUCUCAUGAGAAAAAGGACUGAAAGACAAAAGCUUUGACAUUCCUGUUUAAACUAUAGCUGUGUUUCUCACCAGCUUGAGGGGGAUCAUGGUGGGCCUGUUGACCGAUAGAAACCCCAGCCAUCAACAUGUGCGUGCAUGAUGCGCCAACACAGGUGUUUUUCAUUUUGGACUGUGGUGAUGGACAUGUGGUUUUGCACUUGUGGGCCGGAAGACACAUCAUAUGGAGGACUGAAGGAGUCUCAUUGCUGCUGCUCAGCUCGGACCUAAUUUAGUGAAGACUGUCCAAUCAGACUGGGGCCUCUAGUCUGGGGGUGGUAAACUGGCACAGUGUUUUCUCAGACUUUAACCAAGGCGCUAACAUAAAGUCCUCACUCCCUAAUCAUGCCCUUGAGAUAAUAGUCAUUUGUGCUCUGAAAAAGAAUACAUCGUGUGCUCAACUGAGUCUUUUCUAGCCUUAAAUUCCAUAAGAAAAAUCAGAAACAAUGCUGGAAAAUGCCUUAAAUUCAUGUCAAAAGAAUAAUGCUAAUAUUUAAUAAUAGCUAAAACCUCAAAUACAAUUCAGACAGAAAACACAGAUUGUCUACUGUUUAUUCCACACAGCAGCAUGGAGUGCUGCAACAAUGGCCAACACAAACUGUGAUGCUACAUGACUCAGUGAUAUUAAUUUAAGGGAAGUAAAAUAAGGGCACAUCUACACUAAAACACUCCCCCCUACCCUGACUGUACCAGCCAUGCUUACAGCAACAGUAACAAUGACACUUUUACUUGAAGGAAUGAAUGACUAAUUUACACAAAUUAUUCAUUCAAAGGUGUAAACUACUAACUGUACUACCUGUGAGGCUCUGUACAAUGUUAUCAGGAAUGCCGAUCAGUGAUUCUGACUCUAGAUCGGAGUCUUUUUUUUCCCCAAACAGUGACACAUUUCUUCUCAUGAAUGCUACCUGUGUUCCCGUUAGCACCGACUGUAUCACUGCUAUUCACGUGAGCUGCCACCCUCAAACUCGAGGCCUGAGUGUGUUCACUGAGAAGGGCUGCUGGCUCUUCAGUCCUCUGAUGAUGACAACAUUCUAUUUGUAUUUAAAUGACAGACUUUUCUUGAGUUUGUACAGCCACACAUUUUUAGUAUAUUUUCACAUUAAUAUAUUUAUUGGUGCUGUAAAAUGUGUUAUGAUAUUAAUACUCUUUUUUGUUGUUGUUUUUAGUCUUU